CAUUCAAUUUUACUGCGGAGGGGUUCCUCCACUCAACACCAACGAUCUUUGUUGUAGGCAGGAAGUGGUGCGUUGACAGGUUACAUAAGGUCGGUGAGCGGUGGUUACUGCUAUUAAUUUUAAUAUCUGCACAUUAGUAAAAAAUAUAAUCUGUCCUUCAAUAUGUCCGCCAGAAACCCAGGGACGAAGCUCGACCUGGAGAGGAUAUUCAAAGUGAGAGUGAACACACAGGCUGUCCUAAAGAGAGCUCAGCACAUCCAAGGACAGAAGAUCGCCAAAAAACAGUGGCAGGCCGCCUGGCUGCUGAGGGCUGUCACAUGUAUUGACUUGACCACUCUGGCUGGAGAUGAUACACCGUCCAACGUCCAUAGGCUGUGUCUGAAAGCCAUCCAGCCUGUCCGAUAUGACCUGCUCAAGGAGAUAGAUAUGCACGACAAAGGAGUGACGACAGCUGCAGUGUGUGUGUAUCCAUCUCGUGUGGCUGACGCUGUAAAGUCACUUAAAGCAGCUAACUCCAGCCUUCCUGUUGCCUCAGUGGCCACUGGAUUCCCAGCAGGCCAGACACCACUAGAGACCCGGCUGCAGGAAGUCCGCAUGGCUGUGGCUGACGGAGCCACUGAGAUUGACAUCGUCAUCAAUAGGAUGCUCGCUCUCACAGGACAGUGGGAAGCCAUGUAUGAUGAGAUCUGUCAGUUUCGGAAGGCCUGUGGUGAUGCCCACAUGAAGACCAUCUUGGCUAUUGGAGAACUGGGCACCUUCACCAACAUCUAUAAGGCCAGCCUGGUUGCCAUGAUGGCUGGUUCAGACUUCAUAAAGACGUCCACUGGAAAGGAGACCAUCAACGCUACUUACCCCGUCGCCAUAGUGAUGGUGAGGGCCAUCCGUGACUACUUCCUGUGUACAGGCCACAAGGUGGGCUUUAAGCCAGCAGGGGGGAUCCGAACGGCCCAAGAAUCUCUGGUAUGGCUCACUCUGAUCAAAGAGGAGCUGGGCAACGACUGGCUCUGCCCUCACCUGUUCCGCCUGGGAGCCAGCAGCCUGUUGGCUGACAUCGAGAGGCAGAUUUACCAUCAUGUGACUGGACAAUAUGCAGCCUAUCAUGAGCUGCCUAUGGUGUGAAGCUCUUGAGAUGCUGUUCAGAAGACCAAUGAGAACCUCAAGCUCACCACACAAGCCUAUUACUGCUCAUCCAGGCAGCACACUGUCUACUGAUAUAUUCUGUUAACCACACUAAUGUUCAGUGCUUUUGCUGAAAGCUGGGACCACUGUCUGUGACAUAGAAAACAGGUUUAUACUGUUACUCUAUAUAUAUUAUAUAGAGCUAAUCUGAUGUACUCAUACAGACUUUGCACUUAUGAAGAAAUAAAAACAGGUGUUACAGAUAUAAUAAACCAGUUAUAUUUGUCAGUCAGUGUGAAGGAUGUGCUGAGUUGAAAUGUGUUUUAUGUGAAGCAGGAAAAACUAAUGACUUUAGAUAAAUUAGAAAGAAGAAAACAGUAUUUUUCAAUUUUGUUUUGUCCUUCAGAUCCUGAAAGCCUUAAACUUAAAGUCUGGCGCUUGCCGAUCUUUUACAAAAAUAAAAGAUAAUAUAUGAGAAAUGUUAA
Molecule: messenger RNA, 1604 nt
Organism: Thunnus maccoyii (southern bluefin tuna)
Lineage: Eukaryota; Metazoa; Chordata; Actinopteri; Scombriformes; Scombridae
Gene: dera
Product: deoxyribose-phosphate aldolase (putative)
Exons: 9
Coding region: 163-1119 (318 amino acids)
Biological process (GO): deoxyribonucleotide catabolic process; carbohydrate catabolic process
Cellular component (GO): cytoplasm
Molecular function (GO): deoxyribose-phosphate aldolase activity
Source: RefSeq, a predicted model, not a curated record